AUGAACACAAGACCCAAAGAAGCAACCCAGUUUGGCAUCCAGCAGCAACUGGCCAUGGAAAGCAGUGGGAUCGGCAGAGUGGCUCCCCUGGAGGCCGUGCUCUUCGACAUUGACGGCACCAUGGCCAUCUCGGACCCGUUCCACCACAGGGCCACCUCGGAGAUGCUCCUCAAGGUGGGCUACAACAACGGCGUCCCCAUCACGCCGGAGUUCGGCAUGGCGCACAUGGCCGGCCGGAGCAACGAGCAGAUCGGUCGCUUCCUCUUCCCGGACUGGGACCAGGCGCGGCUCGACGCCUUCUUCGCCGAGAAAGAGGCGCUCUUCGCCAGGUACGCCGGCGAGGGCCUCAGGGAGAUCGCCGGCCUCACCGCGCUCUGCCGCUGGGCCGACGAGCGCGGGCUCAAGCGCGCCGCCGUCACCAACGCGCCCAGGGCCAACGCCGAGCUCAUGAUCUCCAUCCUCGGCCUCACUGACUUCUUCGAGCUCGUCGUCACCGCCGAGGAGUGCGAACGAUUUAAGCCCUUCCCGGACCCGUACCUCAGGUCGCUGGAGCUGCUCGGUGUCUCGCCGGAGCACGCCGUCGUGUUCGAGGACUCCAUCACUGGCGUGCAGGCCGGCGUUGCUGCUGGGAUGCCGGUGGUUGCCAUCGCCGAGGAGAGCCGGGAGGACAAGCUGCUCGCCGUCGGCGCCACGCUUGUCAUCAGGGACUACGAAGAUCCCAAGCUCUGGGCAGCAUUGGACAAACUGGACACCGCCAAGCCUGAAGCUGCUGCUGAGGCUAAUGGAACUCAUACACAACUGUAG
Miscanthus lutarioriparius is the source of this 804-nucleotide messenger RNA. Lineage: Eukaryota; Viridiplantae; Streptophyta; Magnoliopsida; Poales; Poaceae. The record is from the annotation of a GenBank genome assembly.